Molecule: messenger RNA, 2234 nt
Organism: Gopherus evgoodei (Goodes thornscrub tortoise)
Lineage: Eukaryota; Metazoa; Chordata; Testudines; Testudinidae
Gene: MAF
Product: MAF bZIP transcription factor
Exons: 3
Coding region: 588-1649 (353 amino acids)
Biological process (GO): regulation of transcription by RNA polymerase II
Cellular component (GO): nucleus
Molecular function (GO): RNA polymerase II cis-regulatory region sequence-specific DNA binding; DNA-binding transcription factor activity, RNA polymerase II-specific
Source: RefSeq, a predicted model, not a curated record
CUCUACUGCUGGAUGAGACCUUUAAAAUGUUUUUCAUCCUCUUGCUGUAGCUUUGGGGUUCCGUUUUUUCUUUCUUUUUUUUUUUGAAAGAAAAAAUAUUUUGGUUAUCGCGCCGACUUAAUUUCUUCUCUUUUUUUUGUUUUAAUUUAUCCUUCAGUAUUUUUCCCCUCCUCCUCUUCUCCGAUGAACCUCUUCUCGGUUUGCACUUUGCAUGAAAAAGACCAGAGGAAAGACAUCAUGAAGUGUUAAAAAAUAAUCAUAAAGCUACCUUUGCAGCAACAACUAACAAUUCCAGCUGCAGUUUGCCAAGCUGCAAAAGAGAGAACCAACCUUUAUGCAAAAGGCGAAUAGAAAGAGCAACCCGCUCUGAUGCAUCAUCAAUACUAUAGGCUCUGCAAAGGAUAAUAAAGAGAGAGAGAGAGAGAAACAGUCGGUGCAAAUUGGAACGAAGGUUGCAAGGGGCUGGUGGAGAGAAAGAAGGAAAAUAGAUAUUGCAAAUAAUCAAGCUGGCUCACCCGGUUGCAACUCAGAGUAGUCCCCUCGCUCCUGGUGCGCACCCUUUCUGGAGGACUGUCAGCAGCAAAAGGAUGGCAUCAGAACUGGCAAUGAGCAACUCCGACCUGCCCACCAGUCCCCUGGCCAUGGAAUAUGUUAAUGACUUCGAUCUGAUGAAGUUUGAAGUGAAAAAGGAGCCGGUGGAGACCGAUCGCAUUAUCAGCCAGUGCGGCCGCUUGAUCGCUGGGGGAUCGCUCUCUUCCACCCCGAUGAGCACGCCCUGCAGCUCGGUGCCCCCUUCCCCGAGCUUCUCGGCGCCCAGCCCGGGCUCUGGCACGGACCAGAAGACCCACCUGGAAGAUUAUUACUGGAUGACCGGCUACCCGCAGCAGCUCAACCCAGAGGCGUUGGGAUUCAGCCCCGAAGACGCGGUGGAAGCGCUGAUCAACAGCAGCCACCACCAGCUCCAGAGCAGCUUCGAUGGCUAUGCUAGAGGGCAGCAGCUGGCCGCCGCCGCGGCCGGCACUGGGGGCUCCAUGCCCGGGGAAGAGAUGGGCUCUGCCGCCGCCGUGGUCUCCGCAGUGAUCGCUGCAGCCGCGGCUCAGAACGGGGCACCCCACUACCACCACCAUCACCACCCGGCUGGGCACCACCACCACCAGCAGCCGGGCAGCGUGCAGUCCAGCAGCAGCAGCAGCAGCAGCAGCAGCACCGGGGGAGGAGGUGGUGGAGGGGGUCUGCACCACCAGCACCACAGCAGCAGCCUGCAUUUCGACGACCGCUUCUCGGAUGAGCAGCUGGUGACCAUGUCGGUGAGGGAGCUGAACAGGCAGCUCCGAGGGGUGAGCAAGGAAGAGGUGAUCCGGCUGAAACAGAAGAGGAGGACCCUCAAAAACAGAGGCUAUGCCCAGUCCUGUCGCUUCAAGCGGGUCCAGCAAAGGCACGUCUUGGAAUCAGAGAAGAACCAGCUGCUGCAGCAAGUAGAGCACCUAAAGCAAGAGAUCUCCAGGCUGGUCCGGGAGAGGGACGCCUACAAGGAAAAAUAUGAGAAGCUGGUCAGCAAUGGCUUCAGAGAAAACGGAUCCAGCAGCGACAACCCUUCCUCUCCAGAGUUUUUCAUGUACCCAAGAGAAUCUUCUACAUCGGUGAUGUGAAAAUGCCUGGUGCCUGAAGUUAAAAAAAAAAAGAAAGAAAAGUGAUGCUGGAAUGCUGAUGGCUUAAGACAACUUUUUGGCAUGAAGACAGCUACAAAGCACAAAAAACAAAAUAUGAACUCAGAAAGAAACAAGAAAAAAACAGCAUUUUCAUGGCAUCGACAAGAAGCUCUUUAUUUUUCCUCAAGUUUUCUUUUCUAAAAAAAAAAAUGGAACUAAAACAUUUGCAGAAACAAGACAAACUUUCUCUUCAGGUGACAAUAUUCAAGCAUGUUCUUUUGCUAAAUUUAAAUUGAAAGAAAAAAAGAAAUUUUAAACAGGAUGCAGUAUCUGGAGAACUGUGAACCUUCAAAGACAACAAAACAAACUCUUUAAAACUGUGAACCAAGAAAUGGAAGGAACAACUUUUAAACCCCUGAUUACACCCGGUUUGUUCUUAAGGAGACAUCAUCAUCUUUUCCUAAAGCAACAAUAUUUAGGGAAUGGUUUGCAACAUACCUUUUAUUAUAAUCUUUUAAGGAAAACCUGCAUAUUUAAUGAUUAACAGUGGAGUAAAUCUGACUUUAUCAUUUCUGUUCAAAUGUC